CUCCAAUCAAAGAGGAUUCAAGUAGGGUCUUGAAUGUCGUGCACAAUAAUUUCCGAGAUGAUGUCGAAAGUUGCUUUUGUAUGGUUUGCGAUGUUUUGGUGUAUAUUUCUGCAACCCGUUAACGUUGCGAUUGUGGGAUUGUUUCCAAUAUUCUUAUGUCCGUUACUCGGCAUCACUGAUUCAAAUACAAUUUGCGCCCAAUAUUUGGAUUCCUACGUUAUCCUGUUAAUUGUUGGAAGUUGGUGUUUGAUGUUGUUUAACAACAGCGGGAUCACAAGCCGUGGCCUAUAUAAUUUAAUUGAUCCUUCAGAUCUGUCGAUGUCAAGGCUUUUGUUUAGAUGUGCUUUUGCGGCGUUUAUAUUUUCCGCAGUCAGUCAUAGAUUAAUUGUUACGUCGGAAAUAAUGGCAUUAGUUACUCCGGUUCUUAUAAAUACCCAGAGUGCAUACGCUCCGGACAAAAGUCUCAAGAUGCCGUAUUACGAUUACAAUAUGUACCGCUACAUACUGUGUUCUGUAAUUCACACGUCAGCUACGAUUGGUAGCCUUAUCUUUAUACACAAUAAUUAUACGACAAUGGUCGCCUUAUCCAUGUUUAAUGCAGUAAAUAGGUGGAACAAUGGGACGGAGGUCUUCACUCAUUAUACAUAUACAGCAUUUGCUCUCCCUACAUCUAUACUCAUGUUCACUGUUAACUAUAUUUAUUAUUGGAUUUUGCUUCAAGUAUCCAGACAUGGCUCAGUGAUGUCUGAUAAUACUGUCCUACAAAUAACCAAAGGCUUGACCGAAAGACGAAGAAACCUUUUCCCGAGGAGACCACUACUAACAGAUGAAACUCACCCCGUUACAAUGCAUGAAGUCAUGUCUGUAUUUUUCUUUUUAUUGCUGCACAUCCUUUUGUUCACCCGGGCCUCACACAAUAAGUUCGUAGGUUGGGCACGUUCUGACCAAAGCACAGGCCAUUCAUACCCCAUGUUUGAAGACGCAAGUUUAUUUACUGUUUUUGCAAUAUUUCUGCAUAUAAUGCCAAAAGGCUUCAUGUUUUUGAGAUACGUAAAGGCACAUAAGAGACGUUUAUUGCCACCGCGAAAGCCGGAAUCUGGGGUACUCUAUUGGAAAUUCGUAGACAGUAAUACGCCAUACGCUUUCUUAUUUUUAAUGGGUGCAGGUGAAGCCCUUUUACAUACUGUGGUACAUCAUGACGAUGUGAAGGAGUCUGUAAUAAAUGCAUUUAACUGGCUUACAUCCGAUAUUACACUGGGCUUAUCUACGUUUGCCAUGUGCCAGUUUGGUAUUUUAUUGUGCAAUAUGAUGACAGGUACCGGUGCCGCCGUUGUUUACCUCCCGGCCAUUUUGCUUGCGCAAUCAGGACGUCGUCCAUUGUACGCUUUGGCAGGUGGUUUAUCUUGCGCGCUUGGGUUCAUAAGUCCAUUCAGGCAUUCUACUACAUAUUUUACUAAGAAAAUUGGAAAAGUGCCAUUUAGAAUGCUGUUAUUCCACAACUUCUUGAGCACGGUUAUAAACGCAGUUAUGCUAUGGUUGAUGAUAAUAUCACUUGGAGAAUACUUGUUUCUACCAUUUGGUGGGGGUGGGGGUGGCGGUGACGGUGGUGGUAACGGUAGUGAUAGUUUUAAUGGUAGUGAUAUUGUUAAUGGUAGUGAUAGUGUUAAUGAUAGUGGCAGUGAUUCACUACCACCACCAACACCACCACCACCAGACUCGUAGGAAGUGUCUAUACAAGCGCUUGUGUAACUUACCAUUUGGUCACAACCAUUUGGUCCUUCCUUGGUCCUGAUGUAUCAUAAACGGAUGGGCCACUCCUUCUUUUCUUUGUUCCUGAUGUAUCAUAAACUGAUAUUCAAGCGCCACAGAUAGCUUGAUUUUCUUGAAUGUUGAUUCCCAAUAAAACAGUAUAAGACUUCGGUUGAGAUUCAUACAGGACUGCUUUCUCGCGGGACCUAACGUAUCACUAAGCAAACCAUUAGUAGUGUGGUGGGUAUUUUUUAUGUCCCUACCGUACUACCAAAUCGUAGUGCGAUAAUAGUAUGGUAACCAUGAGUAAAACAUUUUUAUAUUAUAAUGAAAAUAUAUGUUAACUUAAAAAGAAGUAGCAUCCGUGCUUCCAUUUCGACGUCAUCUUGUACACUGAGCUUCUGAGCUAGGUGCGGCGAUAACUGCCUGCAGUUAAUGCCGACUGCAUGCAGUUGGUUUCGUCUGCAUGGAGUUGAUUAUACUGACUUUUUUUUAUGAACAACGGUUUAUACUUUGCUCUGUAGUCUGAUGGCAGCUCUCUUGUAAAUGCAUUAUAGUUUAUCUUGAGCAUAAUUAGCCCCGGUUAUAAACUAACUAGGACAGAGUGGAAACAUUGCUAUUACCCGUUCUUCACUUGGCCACUUAAUAAUUUAAAUAUUAAGAGCGUGCUCUGGACUACGAAUGUUUUAAGCCGAUGUUUGAGAUUGCUGAGGCGGAACCACAUAAGUGAAGAAUUUAUAAUAAAAACGUUCUCGCGACUCGUCUUGACUGUGAUUCAUCUUGUGAUAUCAUAAUUCUUCAUCAGUUUUUUUUUCUAAGAAAACAAAAUAUGUUUUGUAAUAACAUUAUUAUUAUCUAACCUAGAAGUUUAGUAUUUUGUGUUAUUUUUGGUUUAAGAACCUGUUGGUUAGACAUACUUUUUUGUUGUACUUUUCUUUAAUAAUCAUUAUGUCAGUUAAGUUACAAUCGUUUGUGUUUGGUAGGAGAAUUUUAUAUCACACGGGGUUACGUUUGUCAUUUACCUGUCGUAGAAUAGUAAUACCAUAAUAUGGUAUGACUAUAGCGUCAGAGCCUCUCGUGGUACCGGAGCAUCGAGUAUAUAACCAGAAAUAGAGACGAAAUGUCAUUUAAUUUGUUAGAAAACUAUUCUGCCAAAUCAUUACGGUGACAACUGCGCUCCGAUUGGCUAGCCCGAAUUUGAAACAAUUGACG
Molecule: messenger RNA, 2961 nt
Organism: Hyposmocoma kahamanoa
Lineage: Eukaryota; Metazoa; Arthropoda; Insecta; Lepidoptera; Cosmopterigidae
Product: protein I'm not dead yet-like
Exons: 14
Coding region: 34-1722 (562 amino acids)
Biological process (GO): citrate transport; monoatomic anion transmembrane transport
Molecular function (GO): succinate transmembrane transporter activity; citrate transmembrane transporter activity
Source: RefSeq, a predicted model, not a curated record